This is a messenger RNA of Trichobilharzia szidati, 1737 nucleotides long. Lineage: Eukaryota; Metazoa; Platyhelminthes; Trematoda; Strigeidida; Schistosomatidae. The record is from the annotation of a GenBank genome assembly.
GGAGAUCCGGAAAAAGAUAUUCGAGCUCAUCUUCUCCCUCUCAACAAAUCUUUUCUGGUAAAUCUGACUUCUCUUUCCCAGAAGUUAGAGAAAAAAACGAGUAGAUGUUUCGCCAACUUGAAAAAGCUGCGUCGUACCCUGCAUGAUGAAAUAACUGAAUUUCAAUCGAUGGCAGAAAAAUUACAAAAUUUAUCAAAGGCUACAGAAGAAGCUCCACCGCAUCUCCCCCCCCCCCCAAAUGACACCGUUUCUCUCGAUUUGGCGUCCAUCGUAACUACUACUACUACUACUACUACUACUACUACUACUACUACUACUACUACUACUACUACUACUACUACUACUACUACUACUACUACUACUACUACUACUACUACUACUACUACUACUACUACUACUACUACUACUACUACUACUACUACUACUACUACUACUACUACUACUACUACUACUACUACUACUACUACUACUACUACUACUACUACUACUACUACUACUACUACUACUACUACUACUACUACUACUACUACUACUACUACUACUACUACUACUACUACUACUACUACUACUACUACUACUACUACUACUACUACUACUACUACUACUACUACUACUACUACUACUACUACUACUACUACUACUACUACUACUACUACUACUACUACUACUACUACUACUACUACUACUACUACUACUACUACUACUACUACUACUACUACUACUACUACUACUACUACUACUACUACUACUACUACUACUACUACUACUACUACUACUACUACUACUACUACUACUACUACUACUACUACUACUACUACUACUACUACUACUACUACUACUACUACUACUACUACUACUACUACUACUACUACUACUACUACUACUACUACUACUACUACUACUACUACUACUACUACUACUACUACUACUACUACUACUACUACUACUACUACUACUACUACUACUACUACUACUACUACUACUACUACUACUACUACUACUACUACUACUACUACUACUACUACUACUACUACUACUACUACUACUACUACUACUACUACUACUACUACUACUACUACUACUACUACUACUACUACUACUACUACUACUACUACUACUACUACUACUACUACUACUACUACUACUACUACUACUACUACUACUACUACUACUACUACUACUACUACUACUACUACUACUACUACUACUACUACUACUACUACUACUACUACUACUACUACUACUACUACUACUACUACUACUACUACUACUACUACUACUACUACUACUACUACUACUACUACUACUACUACUACUACUACUACUACUACUACUACUACUACUACUACUACUACUACUACUACUACUACUACUACUACUACUACUACUACUACUACUACUACUACUACUACUACUACUACUACUACUACUACUACUACUACUACUACUACUACUACUACUACUACUACUACUACUACUACUACUACUACUACUACUACUACUACUACUACUACUACUACUACUACUACUACUACUACUACUACUACUACUACUACUACUACUACUACUACUACUACUACUACUACUACUACUACUACUACUACUACUACUACUACUACUACUACUACUACUACUACUACUACUACUACUACUACUACUACUACUACUACUGUAACAACAGAAGACAAGGGCCAGGCAACAGAUCGUUUAUUACGAAAAAUCAACACGUAUUUAUAG